Molecule: messenger RNA, 2893 nt
Organism: Acanthochromis polyacanthus (spiny chromis)
Lineage: Eukaryota; Metazoa; Chordata; Actinopteri; Pomacentridae
Product: glycerol kinase-like
Exons: 20
Coding region: 172-1794 (540 amino acids)
Biological process (GO): glycerol metabolic process; glycerol-3-phosphate biosynthetic process; triglyceride metabolic process
Cellular component (GO): mitochondrion
Molecular function (GO): glycerol kinase activity
Source: RefSeq, a predicted model, not a curated record
AUCCCCUCCAGCCGUCGGUCGUGUUGUCCCUCACUGGUGGUGGACCGUGCCUCGUCUUGUUGUCUUGUUCCAGUGAAACAAGACAAGGAAGCGGCGGCGGGCAGCUCAGACAGCCAGCAGUCGGGACCAGUCACCGUGAGUCUCCGUUAGUGUUUGAGCGGACAGUUGAAGAUGGAGCCGCUGGUAGCUGCGAUCGACCAGGGGACGAGCUCCACCAGGUUCCUGGUCUUCAAUGCAAAAACGGCUGAACUGAUCUGUCACCAUCAAGUGGAGAUCAACCAGAGUUUCCCCAAGGAAGGCUGGGUGGAGGAGGACCCCAGGGAGAUAAUGCAAUCUGUCUAUGAGUGCAUGGAGAGGACCUGCGAGAAACUCUGUCAACUCAACAUCAACGUCUCCAACAUAAAAGCGGUGGGUGUGACCAAUCAGAGAGAGACAACCCUAGUUUGGGACAAAGAGACUGGCGAGCCACUCUACAAUGCCAUUGUUUGGCUGGAUCUGCGAACACAGUCAACAGUGGAGAGGCUCAUCAACAAAGCUCCAGGCCAAAACAAGAACCAUCUAAAGCACAAGACAGGCCUUCCAAUCAGCACCUACUUCAGUGCGUUAAAACUGCGUUGGCUGCUGGACAAUGUGGCUGAAAUCCAAGAUGCAGUGCUGGAUGGUCGCGCCAUGUUUGGCACAGUGGACUCAUGGAUCAUCUGGUGUUUGACGGGGGGCAGGAAUGGAGGAGUCCACUGUACGGAUGUGUCUAAUGCCAGUCGCACCAUGCUGUUCAACAUUCACUCAAUGAACUGGGAUCCUGAGCUCUGCAGAUAUUUUGAUGUCCCAAUGGAAAUCCUGCCCAAAGUCCGAAGCUCCUCUGAAAUCUACGGCUGCAUAAAAUCCGGCUCUCUCGCAGGAGUUCCAAUCUCAGGGUGUCUAGGUGACCAGUCAGCUGCCCUGGUUGGUCAGAUGUGCUUCAAGGAAGGCCAGGCCAAAAACACGUAUGGGACUGGUUGCUUCCUGCUCAGAAAUACAGGAACCAAGCCUGUGAUGUCAGAACACGGCCUGCUCACCACAGUUGCCUACCAAAUGGGAAAAGAUGAGCCUGCCUGCUAUGCACUCGAGGGUUCAGUGGCCAUUGCAGGGGAAGUGGUACGGUGGCUGAAGGACAACAUGGGCAUUGUGCAGUCUUCCUCAGAGAUCGAGAAGCUGGCUGCUGCAGCAGGCUCAUCUUACGGCUGCUACUUUGUGCCUGCGUUCUCUGGCCUCUAUGCUCCUUACUGGGAGCCCAGUGCAAGAGGCAUCAUCUGUGGGCUCACACAGUUUACCAACAGAAACCACUUGGCGUUUGCUGCUCUGGAGGCCGUCUGCUUCCAGACCAGAGAGAUCCUUGAUGCGAUGAACCAGGACAGUGGCGUCCCUCUGACUCAGCUGCAGGUGGAUGGAGGGAUGACGUCCAACAGGCUGCUGAUGCAGCUGCAGGCCGACAUCCUCUGCAUGCCCGUAGUGCGACCCACCAUGUCGGAGACCACAGCUCUGGGUGCAGCCAUGGCAGCGGGGGCAGCAGAAGGGGUGCAGGUGUGGACCCUGAGCCCUGAUCAGCUCCCAAAUGUCACAUCUGAGAAAUAUGAACCACAAAUCCACUCUGAUGAGAGCGAGUUCCGUUUUGGUCGCUGGAAGAAGGCUGUCCAGAAGGCCAUGAACUGGGAGACCGCCGAGUCUUGCUGCAAUGGAAACGGUUUAGGAAAGAAGGCGACCGGCGGCCCCUGGGGUGUUUCUCCCACCCCUCCCCCCACCAGAGUGGACCACUAAGAUCACAAGCAGUAGUCUAACUGUGAAUAUGGACGACUGCUGUGGAGCAACACUGGAAAAGGAAACAAGCUCACAGUGAACACAGGAAUGAGGACUGUUUGAUGCCACGUUCAGCCUCCGAGAUAUUGUAUCUUAACCUCAAGUGCCAGCUGAAAUUGAAGAGUGACACAACCUGUGGGCCGUUCUGAGAUUCUUGUUCCUUUUCUGAAGAAAGGGAAGUAAUUUUUAAAGCAUCCAGUAGAAACUCUGCCUUCAACUCACUGAACUUGUACAGUAGCGCACAGGGCAAAUCUGAUGUCCACAGUCUAAAGAGUUGCACUACUGUACUGUGUAACCAACGCAGAAACACUACACACCCACUUGCUCUGUACGUAGCGUUGUUGUUUGUAUUUUCUUCUUUGAGAUCUAAAACCAGCACUUGCCUGAUGUUACACAUGUUGAGUGUGUAGGACUAAAUUAGUUCUUUAACAUGGUUACUUCUCUUUGACCUACUUUAAAAAGUGGGCCUUUCCCCUUGGUGUAGCGACUGUGGAAUGAGAAACACCGUCCAUAGAGGUGUAAGGAAAUAUAAAUAUAUUUUUCAAAUGGGAACUGAAUCACUGGAUCUUUUUGCAAUGAGCCUAAAAUUAUUUUGAUUGUGUAGAAAGAAAUACAAACUGAAACCUGAUUCUUUGCAGGCUCUCAAUAGCACUUUAUAAUUUAUCCUGUGUGGGGAGAUUAAAUAUUGGAGCCUUACUGGUUUCUUUAAGAGGAAUCGUUAUUUCAAUGAAGGGAUUAAAAAAAACAAGACUAAUUUAUGUUUCAUACUUUUUAACAUCUGAGCCAUAAUCAACAAUGAAAAUGUAAACUUUAAUACGGAGUGAAGAUCCCUUUAGAUGAAGUUCAUUUUUACUUUUUAAAGAGCAUGUGGUCAAUUUUGGUCCUGACUGAAGUGUCAUUUAAAGCUCAACGCUGUGUUCAGCUUUGUAUAAUGUAUGUAAAAUUGCCCAAAUCCGACCGCUUAUAUUCUCUAAUUGCUGCCGAUGCACUGCAGCAAUGUAUACAUGUUGUAAUCAAUAGUCAAAAUCAGACUUGUACAAUAAAAAUGACUACAUAAUCA